Molecule: messenger RNA, 1725 nt
Organism: Spea bombifrons (plains spadefoot toad)
Lineage: Eukaryota; Metazoa; Chordata; Amphibia; Anura; Pelobatidae
Gene: ELOVL3
Product: ELOVL fatty acid elongase 3
Exons: 4
Coding region: 79-882 (267 amino acids)
Biological process (GO): fatty acid elongation, monounsaturated fatty acid; very long-chain fatty acid biosynthetic process; fatty acid elongation, saturated fatty acid
Cellular component (GO): endoplasmic reticulum membrane; endoplasmic reticulum
Molecular function (GO): fatty acid elongase activity
Source: RefSeq, a predicted model, not a curated record
UUUCGAUAGCGCAGCAGGUGUGCACAUGUGAGUUAACUACUACUGAUAAAAUUAGAGUAAUAAGAUCCACUGGCACACAUGGAGGAGCGCAAUGUGUCUGCGGUCCUUCUGCAAGAAUAUGACUUCGAAAGACGCUUUGAUGACGAGAGGGCCAUCCGGUGGAUGCAGGAGAACUGGAGCAAAUCUUUCUUCUUUUCCCUGCUGUAUGCUGCCCUGAUAUUUGGAGGUCAGCGAGUCAUGAAAGAGAGGAGGAGGUUUGAACUUCGUAGGCCACUCUUCCUUUGGUCCUUUACUCUAGCUCUGUUUAGUAUUAUUGGGGCCAUCCGGACUGGCUGGUAUUUGGGAAGUUUACUUAUCACCAGUGGCUUCAAGCAAUCGGUCUGUGACCGUGGAUUUUAUAAUGGGCCUGUUAGCAAAUUCUGGGCCUAUGCUUUUGUCUUGAGUAAAGUGCCUGAGCUUGGUGACACUCUGUUUAUUGUGCUGCGAAAGCAAAGGCUGAUCUUUCUUCAUUGGUAUCACCAUAUUACAGUGCUGCUUUACACUUGGUACACGUACAAAGACAUGGUGGCAGGUGGGGGCUGGUUCAUGACCAUGAAUUACACUGUCCACGCCUUUAUGUAUACAUACUAUACAUUGCGGGCAGCUGGGAUUCAGGUGCCACGGCCCUUUGCUAUGUUUAUCACAAUCACCCAAAUCUUACAGAUGCUUAUGGGUACUUUGGUCAAUGCUCUGGUUUAUCAAUGGAUGCAGGACAGGGCAUGUGCAAGUACACUGCAGAAUAUAUUCUGGUCAACCUUGAUGUACACAAGUUACUUGGUACUCUUUUGUAGUUUCUUCUGUAAGUCAUAUUUAAAAGAACAAACACAAAAGAAGAGUGAUUAACCUUAAAUGGCCUUAAUCGGCUGUUUUUGAUGUAAAAAUUCAGAUUCCAUGUAAAACAUCCCGUAAAGUCAAUGUUUUACAUGUUUGUAUUGAUGGAAAGCUAUGCCAAUAUCACAUGAAGCUUAAUUGAAAGUAAUUUGGCAAGAAAUGAAGACCCCAUUAUAACAAUGUUUAAUCUUUUAAGAAAAUAAUUUGUUGUAGAAAAUCCUUAAGACACCUGAUCCCUAAACAUUGCAUACAACUGCUAGUACAUCAAACAUGACAUAGAGACAUCCAACAAAAUACCUCAUCAAUUCAUCUAUGGCCUUUCACUAGAAUUAAUGUAAUGUAGAGGAUAAAAUAUGUGUUCAUCAGAUGGUUCAUGUGCAUACAGAUAUUUGUUGUAUGAACAAAGAAAAAGACUUAAUUGACUUACCAGUUAACUUUAUAGCAAGAUACUAUAAAAGCCGAUUUCCACUUACCUCAUAUUGUGUAUGUAUUAACUUGCUGUUCCUGUCCAUAAACCAGUUAUCCAGAUACAUGACUUGGGAAGAUUCACCUGGCAUAUUGUGUUAGGCAUUGAGUCUACUGGUUACAAGCAACCAUAAUUCACCUACUUUGCUGGCUUUACCUGUCUACUGGCCUCACCCAACUGUAAAAACAAUUAACUUUAGUGGGACAUAAUUGGGUUAAAGUAUGAAAAGUAAUUUUCUGAAGUUUGAAAUAAGGUCUUACCAGCAUAGCAGCUAGCAGAAUGAGAUGGACAUUCCCUUGGUUGCUAUGGUCAUGAGAUACAUUUUCAAACAUUGUACCAUAAUCAGUUUUUAGACCCAAUCCCAAACAUAUCAUAACUAAUACUUACUU